Messenger RNA from Spirodela intermedia, 5229 nucleotides. Lineage: Eukaryota; Viridiplantae; Streptophyta; Magnoliopsida; Alismatales; Araceae. The record is from the annotation of a GenBank genome assembly.
AUGGGUUCUUCAGAGCCUCCUUUGACUGGUUCAGUUCCCUCAGUCCUGAGCUCCCCCGAGCCGCCGGGACUAUGGCAGGAACUCACCAGUUCGGUGAGAGAGGCGGUGCUGCCUCGACGGGGGAAGCUGCCCCCACCGUUCAGGCUCCUGGUAAGAGCGCUCCAGACCAUCUUCCCUAUCCUCAGCUGGGGGCGGAGAUACGACUGGAAGAUGUUCAGGAGUGACUUAAUGGCUGGCUUGACCCUGGCAAGUCUCGGCAUUCCGCAGGUACUGCCCCAAUAAAUAACCAUCUUCACUUGAAGUCUCUCUGUCAUCUUAGUCUUUCCUGUAACAAAGCAGAGGCGGUUCUUGUGAAGUUAACAUGAUUUAAAACCUCUGCAGAGCAUUGGGUAUGCUAAUCUGGCGAGGCUGGAUCCUCAGUAUGGACUCUGUAAGUCUACCACCCUUUUAUUUCCUCGUAUAGGCAUUAUCCUCUCCCUCCUCUCUUCAGUGUCUUCCUUAUUCCUCUAUAUAGAUGUAUCUAUUGUACUCCACUGGUCACAAUCAUUCAAAUAUUGCUUAUAAAGAAAUAUGAUGGGUUUGACGAUAAACAUCUCCAUCGUCUCCUGAGUGGGCUCUUGAGCUCUUCAUGAAAACUGGGUUCUUUCCGUAUUACCACUGAGAAUUGUCUUUUUUUCUUCGUCUAAUUUAUUUUCUCUUGGCUAUGUGAAACAUAGACACGAGUGUUGUGCCGCCGUUGAUCUAUGCUGUCAUGGGGAGCUCGAAGGAGAUAGCCAUCGGCCCCGUCGCCGUCGUCUCCUUGCUCCUGUCCUCGAUGAUACAGAAGAUCGUGGAUCCCGUCGCUGAUCCCAUUUCCUACAGGAAGCUGGUCUUCACUACGACCUUCUUCACUGGUCUGUUCCAGGUCGCCUUUGGGUUGUUCAGGCAAGUCCUACGAGUUGAAUCAGAUGCUCUCUGUGAAUUCAAUCUAAGUGAAGAUUCUUUGGUCUGAUUUUGUGAUCUGCAGGUUGGGUUUCCUUGUGGACUUUCUCUCUCAUGCUGCCCUCGUGGGUUUCAUGGGGGGGGCCGCAAUCAUCAUAGGAAUGCAACAGCUAAAGGGUCUGCUCGGCCUCUCCCACUUCACGAACAAAACCGACGUGGUUUCAGUCUUGAGUGCCGUGUCUUCCGACAUCCAUGAGCCCGUAAGCCCCCACAGUGUAUCACCACAAUAAUUUAUAGUUAUGUAAAAAUAUGGAUGCAUUAUCUUUAGUUUAAUGGGAAUUAUUUGGGGUUUUAAUUAGUUGAAUACCUUAUUGAUUAGCAGUAGAUAUUUAGGCAAAAGGAUCAAGGUUCUGUGAUUCAUUCAAUGACUUCUGAUUUUUUACAGUUUAUGCACCCGGGAAAUUUUUUCAUAGGGUGCUCAUUUUUAAUCUUCAUCUUAACGACAAGGUUCUUUGUAAGUAUUUUCUCCUGAUUGUGAAUACAUUCUUUUUUUUUUGUUCGUUUCCCUUGAUUUAUUUAUUUUUAAACGUUUUUCUUUAGGGAAGAAGGAACCGGAAGCUCUUCUGGCUGCCCGCUAUAUCUCCUCUGGUUUCAGUUGUUCUAUCAACUCUGAUGGUCAAGCUCACCAGGGCCGAUCAGCAUGGGAUCAAGAUCAUCAAACAUGUAGAAGGCGGCCUCAACCCCAGCUCGGUCAAACAGCUGGAAUUUAGCGGGUCAUUUGUUGGAGAAGCUGCUAAAAUCGGUCUUAUUUCAGCAAUCAUAUCACUCACGGUUAGUCAGCCUAAGUUGAAAAAUAGCAUCAGAAAUAUAGUCGUAUACUGCUUAUUAUAAAAAUGAAACUAUGAUUAUAAAUAUGAUGUAAAAUUGCCUAAUCUUGGCAGACUAUUUAUCAGGCUAAUUAUAUAACAAUGAACUGACUAAUCAGGAAGCGAUUGCGGUGGGCCGGUCCUUUGCUUCAGUGAAAGGUUACCACCUUGAUGGGAACAAAGAGAUGUUGGCAAUAGGCUGCAUGAACCUUGCUGGAUCGAUGUCAUCCUGUUAUGUUGCAACAGGUUUGAGAAGACAUUUUAAUGUUUAGAGUAACAUCAGGUUUUUAAAGUAUAAUUAACAUUAAUUAUUGUUCUCUGUAUUUUUUUUAUUAAAGUGAAUAGUAGAUAACAUUUAGUUUUUUUAUUAAAGUUGACUUAUUAGCCGAAUUAAUUCAUGCCUUCUGAUUACAGUGAAAAUAUUUUUGUAAUGGUUAUUGAAAGAAAUAAAUUUCAGAUUCUGGCUUCUUUAAAUUCUGUCAAAAAUUUUAUUAGAAAUGAUUGAAUAAGCUCAUUCCAAUGUUUUCAUUUUUAAUGUAGUAUCAAAAACUGUGUUAAAGAUAAAUUUUAUACUAAUUCAAAGUUCCUCAGCCUUUUUAAAGAAAUUUCCUAAGUUUUAUGAAAGGUGAGUUAAUUAUCGAAUAUAAAUAUUUUACUUUAAAUAGCACCAAAUUUAAGUAUCUGUUGAAUAGGAAAAUUUAAAAAUCAAGAGACAAAAGAAAAAAAUAAUUUAAACUUUCCCUCCAAUAAAAGCAUUUGAUUAUUUGCUGCUUAUCCGUUGGGGAAAUCAAUGCAGGCCGAAACUCCAUUAGUGAAUCUAAAUCUACUGAAAAAUUAUCUAUAUUUCUCGAUUAUAACCCUUACAUGGUCUGAUAAUAUUUUGAUCAUAGGAAAGGGACUCAUAGAAUCAAUGAAUCAUAAAUUUUUUCAAUAUGGAAUUUUUUCUUCAUUGUGAUGUCGUCCACAGCAAAAAGAAAUUUUCGUUCUGCUGCUGCACAAAUAAUCAUUUUCCUGAAUUUAAUUCAAUUUAAUUUAAUUUAAUUUGAUUAAAUCAUGUGUAGGUUCCUUCUCUCGAACAGCUGUGAACUUCAGUGCAGGCUGCAAGACUGCAGUUUCCAACAUCAUCAUGUCUCUGACGGUGGUCAUAUCCCUUGAGCUGCUCACAAAGCUGCUAUACUUCACGCCCACUGCCAUCCUGGCUUCUAUAAUCCUCGCUUCUCUACCUUCACUGGUCGAUGUUGCAGAAGCAUUCCGAAUUUGGAAAGUCGACAAACUAGACUUUGUGGCGUGUCUCGGAGCUUUCUUCGGCGUGCUGUUUGUAUCAGUGGAGAUUGGCCUUCUAACUGCGGUAUGGUGAUUUUUUUAAAAUAUCCUAAAUAUAUCAUGCUUUUUUUCCAGAGAAAUGCCAAUUUAUUUAUGUGUAUAAACUAAUUAUAUACUCUGACUUGAUGGCCAGUUGAUUACAUAUAGCACAUGCAUUUCUUACAUACCGAAUUUAUUCUUGGUUACUAAAUUAGUUAAAUAAUGGGAAAAUAGGUAUAUUGUUACGCGGAUUUAAUCUUUUUUCCUGUAUAAAAUACUUAUUCGUGUUGUGGAUGGUCGAUUUAAUCGUAAUUUUUUUUAGUAGUGAGAUAAUCAGAUAAUGUGAUUCUAUGGGCAUUUAAUUAUGGGUAAUAUGCGUAUAUAGACUUAAUUAAAUAAUGUCUGCAUUUAGUCGACAUAUCUGGGUCUGUAGAUAUGGCUGCAGGAAUAUAGAAUCACAUCAAAUGUUUUGAAAAAAAUUGUUAUAUUUUUUUUUAUGAAUUGAUAAAUUCAUCUGGAUGCCCAUCCGGUCCAUAAUUAUGUAAAAAAUCAAAUGGGUUGUGAAAUUGUUUAGGUCAUUUAAUCACAGAAAAUGUUUUGAAAAAAUGUGUCGUUUUUUUUUAUGAAUGGAUAAAUUCAUCUGAAUUCCCAUCAGGAGCAUAAUUAUGUAAAAAUUCAAAUGGGUUGGGAAAUUUUCAUGUCAUUUAAUCACAUCAAAUGUUUUGAAAAAAUGUGUAAUAGUUUUUUUUAUGAAUGGAUAAAUUCAUCUGGAUGCCCAUCAGGAGCACAAUUAUGUAAAAAAAAAAUGGGUUGGGAAAUUUUUCAGGUCAUAAUCUCCUUCGCCAAGAUCAUACUGGGCUCUCUCCAACCUCGGAUUGAGGUGCUGGGAAGGAUAGAGGGGACGAACACCUUCUGCAACGUCAGGCAGUUCCCCAUGGCGAUUAGAACUCCAAAGUUGCUGACCCUUCGGAUCGACUCUGCCUUCAUCUGCUUUGCCAACGCCAAUUCCGUCAGAGAGAGGUACUUCUCUCUCAUCUACCUCCUUAAAAACAGGCAAAAAGCUGUGUAGAAGGAUGAGAGAAUCUGACCCAACGCCAGUUUCUCUCUCAUCCACCUCCUUAAAAACAGGCAAAAGGCUGAGAAUUCGGCAACUAAGCAUCUAGAUGAAUUCAGAAGGAUGAGAUAAUCUGGUUCAACGCCAGUUUCUCUCUCAUCCACCUCCUUAAAAACAGCCAAAAAGCUGAUAAUUCGGCUAAUAAGUAUGUAGAUGAAUGCAGAAGGAUAAGAGAAUCUGGCUCAACGCCAGUUUCUCUCUCAUCCACCUCCUUAAAAACAGCCAAAAAGCUGAGAAUUAGGCUAAUACGUAUGUAGAUGAAUGCAGAAGGAUGAGAGAAUCUGACUCAAUGUCAGCUUCUCUCUCAUCCACCUCCUAAAAAACAGCCAAAAAGCUGAGAAUUUGGCCAAUAUGAAUCUAGAUGAAUGCAGAAGGAUGAGACAAAUGUUGGGGUAAAUUCUCUGGAUUCGGCCAUUAAAUCUCUCUCUGAAAGUGGAAGAAUCAGAUAAAUCUUGGUCCAUCUUCUCUCACUUGAUCAUGUUUCAGGAUCUUGAGAUGGGUGAAAGAAGAUCGAGAGAUGACGGAGGAGAACCCCGAAGAGAGGGCCCAGGCGGUCGUCCUCGACAUGUCCAGUGAGCCUCAUCAACUGCAGCCCCAUAAGUAAUGAAUUUUUUCUCUUUAAAAGUUCACUUAUUUGACUGAAAAUUAUUCCUCUGACAGAGGUGAUGAACAUCGACACCACUGGCCUCAUUGCCCUCGAAGAAGUCCAAAAGCAGCUCCUUUCCGAUGGCUUACAGGUGAGUAAUGACCCUUCAACCCUCCAAACCCAGAAGAUCUCUCUCUCUCUCUCUCUCUCUCUCUCUCUCUCGCUAUAGAGAGAUAUGGCGGAUUUCAUUCAGGACCCGGGAAUUAUUUUUGAGGAGUUUGCUACAGAUUUCGAUAGCCAACCCGGGAUGGCAGGUGAUCCACAAGAUGAGGCUGGCCAAGUUCUCCAACAAGGUUGGAGAGAUGUUCUUCCUCACUGUAGCCGAAGCCGUCGAAGCUUGCCUCGGACUCUAUGGCAAGAACAUCCGUCCAACUCAAUGA